UCUAUAUAUUUAAAUUUGUUCAUUUUGCACGUUAAUAAAUUGUUGCGUACGUUAAAAUUUUAAAUUUCAAUAUGUCUGCGAUUAUGUUGGAGGAAAUACGCGGGAAAAGACGAUGUUCAGUGCGAUGCUAAGGUUAGAAACGGCGCGAAAAUGGCACAGCGUAGCAUAACAUCGUUCUUCACGAAAGCGACUACGAAGAAAGAUAGCAGCGAUGCAAGUAAUUCAAGCAGCAAAGUUAUUGACAAUGAACAUGACAGUCCCGGGAGUGUUAAACGAAAAAGGGAAGAUAGCACGGAGAACAGCGAAUCGAGUCCUCCUUCCACAAAGAAAUCAGAAAAUAAACUUUCAAAGAGAAAUACCACAUCAAAGACUCCUUCGCGGUCAAAGAAAAAUGGAAAAACACCUAAAAUCAAAUUGUCACCUGAAGUAUCUAAGCAAAAUGAAAAAAGAAAAGCAAAAACUCCAAGUAGUGGUACUAAAAAAAAGAAAAAGACUGAUAGAUCAAAAAGUACUGAAAAGAAAAAUAUUACAAAAAGUGAGACACCUGAUGAGGCUCAAAUAGAGAAUGAUUCAGAUUUAGGAAAUGAGAAUCAGUCUAGCUCUCCUAAUUCUGAAUUUCCGAAAUCUUCUGAUAAGUCUGAUAUUAAAACAAGUUCAAAAAAAGCUACUAAGAAAAUUGUUAAAAGAUCAAGAAUAAUAGCACCCAUUGAUGACUCCAGCGAUGAAGAUGGUCAUUUGCCAGUGAAAAUGCCAGAUAGUCCAAAAAAAUUAGAUCUCAAUGGAAAAAAAAGCAGUUUGGUUAACGAAAAAAACGAAUCCGACGAAGAAGUUUUAAAUGAGGAAAAAGAAUCUGAUAAGAAAAUUGAAGACCAUACUGAAAACAAUGAAGAAGAUGAACAAGAAGAAGAUGAAAAAGAAGAAGAUGAAAAAAAAGAAGAUGAAAAAAAAGAAGACAAAAAAGAGAAGCCUAUUAAAAAGAUGCAUAAUUUCUUUGCACCAAAACAAACAGAAAAUAUAAAAAAUGAUGGGGAGAAGAAGAAACCUGGAAGUCAUUCCUAUAAUCCUAGUGCCUCAAAAUAUCAUCCAAUAAAUGAUGCAUUUUGGAAACAGGGAGAAAAAGUACCAUACAUCGCGCUAACACGUACAUUGGAAUUGAUCGAAGAAACAAGUGCGCGAUUGAAGAUAAUAGAAAUUUUAUCGAAGUACUUCCGUUCUGUCAUAGUUUUAAGUCCAAAUGAUUUACUUCCAAGUAUAUAUUUGUGUCUCAAUCAGCUAGCACCCGCUUACGAAGGAAUUGAAUUGGGUGUAGCAGAGACAAAUCUUAUGAAAGCUAUUGCACAAUGUACUGGUAGAACAUUAGCUCAAAUAAAAGUAGAUGUACAGCAAGUUGGGGACUUAGGUAUUGUGGCAGAGGGUAGUCGUUCUAAUCAAAGAACAAUGUUUCAACCACCUCCACUAACAGUAUCUAAUGUGUACUCUAAAUUGAAGGAGAUAGCGCAAAUGACUGGUUCUGCGUCUUUAACCAAGAAAUUGGAUAAAAUUCAGUCGUUAUUCGUAGCGUGUCGUUUCACUGAAGCCAGAUAUUUAAUCAGGUCUUUAGCGGGUAAGCUUCGAAUCGGCCUAGCAGAACAAUCUGUAUUACAAGCGUUAGCAUUGGCAUGUACAAUGACUCCACCAGAGCAGGGCUCUUCACCAGAGGUUUUAGAUGCAAGUAAAAGUAUGUCGAGCGAUUCCUUUAAGCAAAAGUAUGAUGAGACGUCGCUUAUUCUUAAAACAACAUAUUGCGAGUGCCCGAAUUACGAUAAAAUAGUUCCAGUUUUGUUGAAAGAAGGAAUUAAGGAGCUACCGAAAAAAUGUAAAAUCACACCUGGUAUACCUAUGAAACCUAUGUUAGCACAUCCCACGAAAGGUGUUCAAGAAGUAUUAACGCGUUUCGAAGGAUUGAAAUUUACUUGCGAGUGGAAGUACGACGGAGAAAGAGCUCAGAUUCAUUUUGCUGAAAAUGGUGAUAUUAGUAUUUACAGUAGGAACCAGGAGAACAAUACUAGUAAAUACCCUGAUAUUAUAGGACGAUUCAAAAAUACACGAGGGGAGAGUAUUAAAAGUUGUAUACUCGACUGCGAAGCGGUUGCAUGGGAUAAUGAAAAUAAGCAAAUACUUCCGUUCCAAAUACUCAGUACAAGAAAACGCAAAGAUGCAAAUGAGGCAGAUAUUAAAGUACAUGUAUGUGUAUUUAUGUUUGAUUUACUGUAUUUAAAUGACGAAUCGUUAGUGAAGCAACCAUUCAUAAAACGUCGCGAGCUAUUGAAAGAAAACUUUCAAGAAAUCGAAGGAGAAUGGAAAUUCGCAACUAGUUUAGAUACAUCAACCAUGGAAGAAGUACAAGAUUUCUUAGACGAAUCGGUCAAAGGUAAUUGUGAGGGUCUCAUGGUAAAGACCUUGGAACAGGAUGCAACAUACGAGAUUGCUAAGCGAUCUCGAAAUUGGUUAAAACUCAAAAAAGAUUACUUGGAUGGUGUAGGCGACACAUUAGAUUUAGUGGUUAUUGGUGGAUACGUAGGAAAAGGAAAGAGAACAGGAACUUAUGGAGGAUUUCUUUUGGCUUGUUAUGAUCAAGAGAACGAAGAAUAUCAGAGUAUCUGUAAGAUUGGUACUGGAUUUAGCGAAGAGGAUCUUCAGAAACACACUGAAUUUCUUAAAGAACAUAAAAUACCUCAAACUAAGACAUACUAUCGUUACGACGCAUCCCAAGAACCCGAUCACUGGUUCGAACCUAUUCAAGUUUGGGAAGUUAAAUGCGCGGACCUGUCUGUCUCGCCUGUUCAUAAGGCAGCCAGUGGAAUUGUUGACCCAGAAAAGGGUAUAUCUUUGCGAUUUCCACGAUUUGUUCGCAUUCGCGAUGAUAAAACUAACGAGGAAGCCACUUCAGCGCAACAAGUAGCAUCUAUGUACAGAAGCCAAGAGCAGAUCAAAAAUCAAACAUCAGGAACAAAAAAUACAGCAGAAGAAGAUUUUUAUUAG
Messenger RNA from Colletes gigas, 3021 nucleotides. It is a transcript of the gene DNAlig1, whose product is annotated as DNA ligase 1. The transcript is spliced from 16 exons. Gene Ontology annotation, molecular function: ATP binding; DNA ligase (ATP) activity; DNA binding. Gene Ontology annotation, biological process: DNA recombination; Okazaki fragment processing involved in mitotic DNA replication; DNA repair. Lineage: Eukaryota; Metazoa; Arthropoda; Insecta; Hymenoptera; Colletidae. The coding region runs from base 151 to 3021 and encodes 956 amino acids. The record is from RefSeq and is a predicted model, not a curated record. Gene Ontology annotation, cellular component: mitochondrion; nucleus.